CAAACACUUGACGCAAUUGAUGGUCACAAACUCAGUCACACUGCAGUAAAACGGCCAAAACCGAAAGCCUCUCUCUGUCUGAGGUUCAAAACCUCAGGGUUUUCAAUGGGCAGUCUUGCUGUGCUCUUCUAAAAGCUUCUGUUUUUUCAAUUUUUUCAGCUUGUCUCUAUAAUGGGUUCAAUCACUACUUGCUCUCUGUACUCUCAAACAGAAAUUCACUACCCCAGGUUCCUUAACCACAAGCUCUGCAAAUCACCCAAGUCAUCAUCACCACCACCAUUCAUACACAGACCACUCUAUCAUCCAAGGCUUCCAUUUGUACUAACCAAACUUCAUGUAUCUUCAAGAGCCUCUCACCUCCUUACACCCUCCUCUAUAUCCCCCAAUUUUACCACACCCACUUCAAAGCUCUCAAAUUUGGACUAUAAUCUCCCACCCCAGAAAAAAUUCUCUGACUUUUUAUCAGAAAAGAUAGUGCUUUUUCUUAUUGGGUCAUUUAUUUUCAUGGGUUGCUUUAGAAAUGGUGUAGCUAUAGCACUGCCUUCUCAGGCAAGUAGUUCUAGUGCAAAAAUGGAGGAAAAGAGAGAUGCCCAUGAAGGGAAAAUUGAAGAAGAGGAUAUGUAUGAGAAAGUUUUGGAGACGGAACCAAGAAAUGUUGAGGCUUUGAAGGUGGUUUUGUAUGAGAAAAUGAGGAGAGGGAAGACCAAGGAAGCUGUGAAGUAUGUGGAGCGAUUGAUUGAUGAAGAGCCUGACGAGGUUGAGUGGAGGCUUUUGAUGGCACUUUGUUAUGAGACUAUGGGGCAGUUGAGUAAGGCUAAGAGAUUGUUCAAGGAAAUCUUGAAGGAGAGGCCUCUCUUGCUUAGAGCAUUGCAUGGUCUUGCAUUGGUGAUGCACAAAAAUCUUGAAGGCCCAGCCGUCUUUGAGAUGCUUAACAAGGCUCUAGAAAUUGCACAACGUGAAAAAAGAGUCACUGAGGAGAGGGAUAUAAAAAUUCUAAUUGCACAAAUGCAUGUUGUAAAGGGGGAACUGGAUGAAGGCUUGAAGAAAUUUCAAGAUCUGGUUAAUGAGAAUCCUCGAGAUUUUCGGCCUUAUUUGUGCCAGGGAAUUAUCUACAGUCUACAGGAUAAAAAGAAGGAAGCUGCCGAAAAUUUUGAAAUAUAUCAGUCUCUUGUGCCUAAGGAGUUUCCACAAAGGGGAUUUCUGGAUGAUGUUGUGUUGGCAGCAAAAUCCCAAUCUCAGGAACAGUUUCAAAAGGAGUUUCAUACUGAAUUCUCGUACAAGUAAAAUGUUUGUACCUCUUUUUGGAACUCAGGAGAGAAAAAAAAAAGGGGGGGUCUAGCAAAUUACUUGUUCAGCUGUUAGCAUUUUUUGUGCCAAGUAUAUUGGAGUUGGAGUUUGGAGAUAAACUUCCAAAAGUUGAGGGGGGGAACAUGUAAUUUUGAUGGCUAUGUACAAUGCAGUUGGCUUGUGCAUUUUUGGGGACCAAAUUCAGACCAUGACAAGUAUAAAAUAUGGCCAUGAAUGAUUGAAUUGAUGGAACUGAAAUUGAUAAUUGAUUUUUGUGAAAUCAAUACAUUAA
Messenger RNA from Quercus lobata, 1579 nucleotides. Its product is annotated as Tetratricopeptide repeat (TPR)-like superfamily protein. Gene Ontology annotation, molecular function: protein binding. The transcript is spliced from 4 exons. The coding region runs from base 172 to 1284 and encodes 370 amino acids. The record is from RefSeq and is a predicted model, not a curated record. NCBI's taxonomy places the organism in Eukaryota, Viridiplantae, Streptophyta, Magnoliopsida, Fagales, Fagaceae.